This is a messenger RNA of Pneumocystis jirovecii RU7, 1152 nucleotides long. RefSeq lists its product as uncharacterized. NCBI's taxonomy places the organism in Eukaryota, Fungi, Ascomycota, Pneumocystomycetes, Pneumocystales, Pneumocystaceae. The record is from RefSeq and is a predicted model, not a curated record. The transcript has 2 exons. Bases 1 to 1152 code for a protein of 383 amino acids.
AUGACUGGUAAAUCCAAAGAUAAUGCACGAAAUAUAGAAAAAAAUCGGAAUCAGCACGGUCUGAAUAAUAUACCAACUUAUUUUCCACGUUUUUCGCGGAAAUCGUACUCAGGACGUUAUGGAGUGCCUUUGGUGAUGACAAAGGCGUCUAAUACUGUAGAUUUGGAUGAGUCUGAAGGGAAUGAGAUGUCUGAAAACAUCAUAGAAGCGUCAAAAAUAGAAAGUGCAGAGUGUCCAGAUCGUUUGAGUGUGGUUGUAGGAGAAAAAGAUGUAUUUGUGAAUACAAAUGGAUCAAAAACAAGUGUACGGAGCAUCUCAGAUGGGAGGCUAUCGGAUUCAAGUGAAUCAUUUGAGAAGGAUAUUCAUGUAUUUGGUGAAUUGGAGCAGAGUGAUGCUUUUUUGCCAUGUAUGCAGGAGAGUGAACAGGUAGUAGGUGAUAAAGAUGGCACUUUUUUAGCAACUGAAGAAGUGUCUGGUAUACAAAGUGCUCAAAAAGCUAAUUUUUUAUGUGAUACAAGUGUUUUUGAAGAACAAGAUGUAGAAAAAAUACCAUUAUCUUUAUACAAUGCGUAUACAAAAGCAGAUACAGAAACGGAGCAAGAAAUGGUAAAGGAUAAGCAAGUGGAACAUGAGGAAGUAUAUGAUGAGAUAAAAGAAAGUAAUGACAAAGAUUUGGAUGUUUCAGUAAGUAUAUCAUGUGAUUCUUCAAAGGACGAUCAGAUCCUACGGGGAAAAACUUGUGAUCGUAUUGUGCUUGAUUCUAAUGCUUUAGUUUAUAAUGAUUCUUGUAAUAUUCAAGCUUCUCAGCAAAAAAAUAUGCAAGUUCAAGAAUCGUGUAUAUCGCUUUCAGCAUAUCCUAAAGAAGAAAAUUUGCUUCCACUAACAUUGCCUGAUGAUUUUUCUGAUCAAGAAAGAGCUUAUGCUGUGCUUAGUGUUAAAGAAUGGGAAGAUAAAGGUUUAGAGAUUUCAAAAAGGGGUCUUCAGUUGAUUGAAAAAGUUAUUUUGUUGCGAAAACGGAAGGAAGAGCUUCUUUUUCAAGUACAAAAUAUGAUUGAUUUGCAUGCUGAAAAGCUGAUUCAACGUGAAGAAAGCUUGCGCUUGCGGGCAUUAGAUGUUAAAAAACGUGGAAAAGAGUUACUAGAUGGUGUGUAA